Molecule: messenger RNA, 1784 nt
Organism: Aaosphaeria arxii CBS 175.79
Lineage: Eukaryota; Fungi; Ascomycota; Dothideomycetes; Pleosporales
Exons: 4
Coding region: 127-1353 (408 amino acids)
Biological process (GO): deoxyribonucleotide biosynthetic process
Molecular function (GO): oxidoreductase activity
Source: RefSeq, a predicted model, not a curated record
ACACCAUCUUCACCACUUUUGCCCUCUACUCUCUGUGUAUAUUUGCCAAUUGUUCUUCUACUCGAGCAGCAGUCUAUCGAACAAAGUGCACGCCUUUUUCAUACCUCACACAUCCACACAGAAACAAUGUCUGCAAUUCAACUCACUCCCUCUAAAAAGGCUGCUUCCGCCAUUGAGACACUCAAGAUGUCAGACUCGCCAGCAAAGAAGCUCAACUUCGCGUCGGAAGACAAGGAGAACGUCUACAGGCCCAUCGUCGGCAUCCCAGAUCUGGAUGAUGUCGAGGAGGUCACCGACAAGAAGCCCACCACCGCAUCCACAAUCAGACCCGAGGAGGCCGACGAGCCCCUCCUUCAAGAGAACCCCCACCGCUUCGUGCUCUUCCCCAUCAAGUACCAUGAUGUCUGGCAAAUGUACAAGAAGGCUGAGGCCUCUUUCUGGACCGCCGAGGAGAUUGAUCUCUCCAAGGAUCUUCACGACUGGAACAAGCGUCUCAACGAUGACGAGCGCUUCUUCAUCUCCCACGUCCUUGCCUUUUUCGCCGCCUCCGAUGGUAUCGUCAACGAGAACUUGGUCGAGCGAUUCAGCGGAGAGGUUCAGAUCCCCGAGGCGCGAUGCUUCUACGGUUUCCAGAUCAUGAUGGAGAACAUCCACUCCGAGACUUACUCUCUCUUGAUCGACACAUACAUCAGCGAGCCCAAGCAGCGCCAGUACCUCUUCAACGCCAUUGACAACAUCCCAUGCAUCCGCAAGAAGGCCGACUGGGCAUUGAGGUGGAUCUCUGACAAGAACUCCACCUUCGCCAACCGUCUCAUUGCUUUCGCUGCUGUCGAGGGUAUCUUCUUCAGUGGUUCCUUCGCCUCCAUCUUCUGGUUGAAGAAGCGUGGACUCAUGCCUGGUCUUACCUUCUCCAACGAGCUCAUCUCUCGUGACGAGGGUAUGCACACUGACUUUGCCUGCCUCUUGUUCUCUCUCCUCAACAACCGCCCCGACAAGAAGGCCGUUGAGGCCAUCAUCACUGAGGCUGUCGCCAUUGAGCAGGAGUUCUUGACUGAGGCUCUCCCCUGCGCCCUCCUCGGCAUGAACGCCAACCUCAUGUGCCAGUACAUUGAGUUCGUUGCUGACCGUCUGUUGUUGUCUCUCGGCAACCCCAAGUACUACAACGCCACCAACCCCUUCGACUUCAUGGAGAACAUCUCCCUCGCCGGCAAGACCAACUUCUUCGAGAAGCGUGUCGGUGACUACCAGAAGGCCGGUGUCAUGGCCAGCACCAAGAAGGCUGAGGAGGGUGCCACCUCUCCUGGCGAGGAGGCCAACAAGUCUGGCGAUUUCUGCUUCGACGAGGACUUCUAGACGUGUCAUCGUCUUUGUUUGAAUUCCUUUAUUCUUAUAUAUCCCGUCGGUACAGGGCAGAGCAGGGCAGGCCAAUGUGCUUUUCCCUUUUACUGGUCGCGCAUUUUCAUUUUCACUAUUUACUUUUUUGCAUUGCCGGAGUCUGACAUGGCAUGGGCAUGGCAUUGUCGGUCGAGUUGGGGUUAACCACUCAACUCUUUUUUUGCUGCCUACUCCUCUUUUUUGAUACCUCUUCUCUCUAAAAUAUGUAUGUCACUUUGGAUACUUUGGCGUUAAAACAGGCAUUUCCACUUGUCACCGGGGCGAGCGAAAUGGAUGGACGGUUGGAUGGAUGGAAUGGACUGGGACGGGUUGGGAUAGGACGAAUGUGUCGCACAGCGGCGGUGGUAUGUGUCAACGGUUUCCAUAGCAUAAUGAAUAUAUCUAUCUAC